AUGUGCAAGGCCUUCCCACAAACUUUGACGAAUGCUGCUAGGGAUUGGUUCUCGACUUUAGAGCCCAACUCAAUAGCCUCAUUCUCGGAUUUAGCGGACAAGUUCUCCACCUUCUUCGUAAGCAGUAAACGCAUCAGGAAAAUGGCAGCCUCCCUCAUGCAACUUCGACAGGGGCAAAAUGAGACCCUACGCGAGUUCAUGACCAGGUUUAACAAGGAAAGGCUACAAAUUCCCGACCUUCAUAUAACGGCAGCGGUUUCUGCCCUCACAUAUGCCAUAAAGUGUGAGGCUUUCAAAAUGUCGCUAUCCAAAACUCCGCCGAGGACAGUGACCAAUCUUCUUACCCGAGGAGAGAAGUACAUAAAUAUGGAGGAAACAAUGAACCCGAGGAAGGUUGGACCAUCCCACGACAGGGUCGAGCAUAAACGACAGCAUGACCCGAGCCCCCGUCAAGAACCACCUCGGAGUAAACAGAGACAGGAGGCUCCCCUGACGUCAUUCACGUGUUUAAAUACAUCGAAAACAAACAUUUCGAUGGAGAUCAAGGAUAUGAAGGAGCUCAAAUGGCUUGCGAGAAUGAGGUCACCCCCCCAGUCCAGGGACAUGAGCAAAUACGGUGAGUUCCAUCGGGAUCACGGGCAUACCACUGAAAACUGUAAAGCCCUGCAACGGGAGAUUGAAGCCCUUAUUAAAAGGGGACUUCUGGGUUCCUACGUUGGUAAUGACAAACACCCGAAGAAUGAUGGUGGUAGGGAAAGAGCUUAUGAAGCAAAAAGGGAUGGUCAACCUACUACUGAAAUCAUCAACAUCAUUGUCGGGAGUAUUGCAUCAGGAGGAGAUUCGAACACUGGGAGGAAGCAGUAUGCCCGGCAAUACAUGACAACCCCGAAAGCACAUCAUGGUGACCUCGAGGACAUAACAUUUGGUAUGAAGGAUCUUGAGGGCGUAUCUUUUCCUCAUGAUGACGCCCUAGUCAUCUCUGCAAUAGUAGCAAACUUUGAGGAAUCUCUCCCCGAACAACUGAAUAUAGUGAAAACCCCCCUUCAAGGAUUCGGGGGGGGGGGGGACGGUAUUAUUGUUCCGGAGGGAGUGGUCAAGCUGCCACUUACCUUAGGCUCGGGUAAAGAACAGAUAACGGUGAUUACAUCUUUUCAGAUUGUCCGGUCUUCCAUAGCAUACAACGCCAUCCUGGGUAGACCAUUGCUUAAUAAGGUAAAAGCUAUUGUGUCCACCUUCCACCUCGCCAUGAAGUUCCCCACCAGUCAUGGCGUCGGGGUAGUACGCGGAAACCAAGCUGCUGCCAGACAAUGCUAUGUUACUUGUGUUCGGGAAAUAAAGACGGACGUCAUGCAAAUCUCAGAAAAGGAGGAAGAGCUCGAGCAUAGGGGGAGACUCGCUCCAGUGGAGGAGUAG
Messenger RNA from Olea europaea var. sylvestris, 1413 nucleotides. RefSeq lists its product as uncharacterized. The transcript is spliced from 2 exons. The record is from RefSeq and is a predicted model, not a curated record. The coding region runs from base 1 to 1413 and encodes 470 amino acids. Lineage: Eukaryota; Viridiplantae; Streptophyta; Magnoliopsida; Lamiales; Oleaceae.